Messenger RNA from Sabethes cyaneus, 3723 nucleotides. RefSeq names its product sushi, von Willebrand factor type A, EGF and pentraxin domain-containing protein 1 (gene fw). The transcript is spliced from 10 exons. The coding region runs from base 1 to 3723 and encodes 1240 amino acids. The record is from RefSeq and is a predicted model, not a curated record. Lineage: Eukaryota; Metazoa; Arthropoda; Insecta; Diptera; Culicidae.
AUGGGUCUUCCCAAGUGGCUGCCAGAAUGGAUCCUGUCAUAUCUGACGGGACGUAGCUCAAAGGUGAGCAUAAUCUCAUUCACGCGGGUACGUGCGCCGAUUGUCUUCGGUUACAUUACGGAGACGACAAGCUUAGAACGUAAAGGCGUAGUGAAGGACUUGGGGAUUCUCAUCUACAGCAAACUGAAAUUUGAUGCCUUAGCCUUAGAACACUUUACUGCUCGCUCGUACGCAGUGUUCUCGAAUAUGGAGUGCAAGUUUGGGCACCGUAUCACGCUGUUCACGACAACAGACUCGAACGUGUACAAAGGCAGUUCAUCCGUUUGCGGACCUCCGGCGAUCCCGGCGAAUGCGCGCGUUCAGACACAGCCGGCCGACGGUGGCGGCCCGGGCUACCGGUCCGCGAAGUACGAGUGCGAUUCCGGCUACGAGCUGUUCGGGUCGGAAACCAUCCGCUGUGACCCCGUCAAGGGCUGGGAACGCGAGCUGCCGUUUUGUGGAACCAAUGUGGCGUUCCGAAAGCCGGUAAAUCAGUCGUCCGCCACGCGUUCCGGUCCGGCGAGCCUGGCGAACGACGGCAAACCGGGCAACCAGAACCCGGACGGGCAGGAAUGUUCCGACACGCAGAAGGAGGCGUCGCCCUGGUGGCGGGUGGACCUGCUGACGCCGGAAGCGGUUCGGGUCGUACGGAUUACGACGCGCGGCUGCUGCGGCCAUCAGCCGCUGCAGGAUCUGGAAAUCCGCGUGGGCAACAGCAGUUCCGAUCUGCAGCGCAAUCCGCUGUGCGCCUGGUAUCCCGGCACGAUGGACGAAGGUACGACGAAAAGUUUCACCUGCGCGCGGCCACUGAUUGGGCAGUUUGUGACCGUGCAGCUGGUGGGCGUCGAGAGCAGCCUGAGCCUGUGCGAGGUGGAAGUGUUCUCGAAUGAUGAAUUUUCACCGGACCGGUGCGCCGCACCGAACCUGAACGCGGACACGGUGCUGACGACGUUCGCCAAGACCUGCUACGAGUUCCACAUCACGCGGGGUGAGAGCUUCGAGAAGGCGCGACAGGUUUGUCGUUCGCACGGUGGCGACAUAAUUCAUGACUUCCGCGGAGCGACGACAGAUUUCAUUAUCUCCGAGCUGGAGCGAAGGAAGACGGACCUGCGGACGCAACUGGUGUGGAUCGGCGCACAGAAAGAGCCUGGCAUCACGGCCCGCACGUGGAAGUGGGUGAAUGGCGAUACGGUAUUGAAGCCGACCUGGGGAAAGGAUCAACCCAACAACUACAACGGCGAACAGAACUGUGUCGUACUGGAUGGCGGUCGGAACUGGCUGUGGAACGACGUCGGCUGUAAUUUGGACUACUUGAACUUCAUCUGUCAGCACAACCCGUUGAGCUGCGGAUCGCCGGAUGCCCUCGUCAAUACGACCAUCGUAGGGAAAAACUAUACGAUUGGAGCCAACAUAACCUACACCUGUCCGGUGGGCCAUUCGCUGAUUGGAGCCGCACAGCGGCUCUGCCAGCAGACCGGUUCCUGGAGUGGCCAACCACCGACGUGUAAAUAUGUGGAUUGUGGCCACCUUCCGAGCAUCGAGCACGGAAGUAUUCAGCUAUCGGAGCAGCGAACCAGCUUCGGAGUGACGGCCACUUACAACUGUCACGAAAACUACACGCUGAUCGGGAACGAAAAUCGAACCUGUACGCUCGAGGGGUGGUCCGGUACGGAGCCGAAAUGUUUGAUCGAUUGGUGUCCGGAGCCACCGCCGAUUCAGGGCGGUAGCAUGAAGGUUUCCGGUCGGCGGGCGGGAUCGACGGCGUUUUACUCGUGCGAUUACGGGUUCGUACUGCUGGGUGAACCGGUUCUGUCCUGCGGUUUGGGUGGCAAUUGGACCGGUAAGACGCCCGUUUGUCGCUUCGUGGACUGCGGAAUGCCUGCUCGACCGGAUCGGGGCAAUAUGCUGCUGGUGAACGAUUCUACCACGGUCGGUUCGAUUGUGCGGUAUUUCUGUGAUGACGAUUACUGGCUGGUUGGACCGCAGGAACUUUACUGUACGAAGGAUGGCAAGUGGUCCGGCAGUGCGCCGGCUUGUGAAUUAAUCACCUGCGAGACGCCGCACGUCCCGCCCGGUUCGUACGUGGUCGGCUACGAUUACAACAUUCACUCGUCGAUUCAGUACCACUGCGAUCCGGGACACAUCCUGCGCGGUGAGGACACCCUGACCUGCCUGGAGUCGGGCCACUGGAGUGGUGACGCGCCGGACUGCGAGUACGUCGACUGUGGCCCGUUGACACCGAUCCCGUUCGGAGCGCAUCGGUACGUGCAGAACACGACCUACCUCGGGUCGGAAGUUUUCUACUCGUGCGCCAACUCGCACCGGUUGAGUGGCGUGCCGAAGCGAACCUGUCAGGAGAGUGGCCUCUGGAGCGAGGCAGCUCCACGCUGCGAGGAGAUACGCUGCCCGGAACCGACCUUCGCUCCGCACAGUAUUCUCAGCGUAACCGGGAACGAUCGGAUGUACGGCAGGACGUUGAUUCGAACUUCGGAUCAGGCGGCGAACAGUGUGCAGACGUACAAGAUUGGGGCACUGGCGAAGUAUCGAUGCGAGAGGGGGUACAAAAUUGUUGGGGAGCCACUGAUUACCUGCGAGGAGAAUGGAUUGUGGAGCGGGGAGAUUCCGGAGUGUGUUUACGUUGAUUGUGGAGCGCCUUCUACGACCGUCAACGGACGGGUUACGUUGGCCACUAAUGCGACCUAUUAUGGAGCGGCUGCCCUGUACGAGUGUAACAACAAUUAUAAGUUGGAUGGCGUUUCCAGGCGACUCUGUAUGGAGGAUGGAAGUUGGAGUCACGAAACGCCGGCUUGUGUGGAAAUUACUUGUGAUGAGCCAAACAUGGCCGAGAAUCUUGUGGUGGAUCUUGGCAGUCGGAAGGUAGGUACGACGGCCAAGUUCAACUGUGCCAAGGGUCGGUACAUGGUUGGGAAUGGUACCCGAACGUGUCAGCAGUCCGGUGUGUGGUCCGGACGGAAUCCCGUGUGCAAGUUAACCGAUUGCGGUCGUCCGGCUGAUAUUGAAAAUGGACGAGUAAUUGUGGUAAACGAAUCCACCGUUUACGGUGGAUCGGCUGAGUAUCAUUGCAUUCCACACUACAAUCGGAUUGGUCCGUACUUGCGAAAAUGCAUGGAUGAUGGAAAGUGGAGCGGAGAGGAACCUCGUUGCGAGUUGAUAGUCAACGAUGCCCAGGAAACAAACAGCCUGGGUACCGGCAUCGCAAUCGGAGCCGCCAUCAUCGUCAUUCUGUUGAUUCUUAUUGGGGUACUAUUCCUGCACCGGAACAAAGCCCGUCCGGUGAAAAAUACGGAAAAUGUACAGGCGGCUGAGCACAAAGACGAACAGAAUGCGGCCGUAAUGUCGUACUCGUCGCUGGAGAACGGACGGCACAAUUUCGAUCUGCCGAAUCGCGGCAAUCUGGUGACGUUCAAUACCUUUCAGGCUGGUGGCGGUGCCAAUGGGCACCCUCCCCCGCCAAGUAGACUUAAUAGUAAUAACAUUAGCGUUAGCAAUAACAAUAGCUUAAGCAGUAGGCACAUGAGUGGCGGCGAAAACAUCUACGAUCAAAUACCAAAUGAGCAGUACUACGACGCUCCGUACGAGAUGCGUAGCAACGAGGAGGUGUACGAGCCGGAACCGACCGUCAGGGGGAAUGUCAUCACCAUCAAUGGGGUUAGCGUGCGAUAA